AUGAUCUCGUGGUGGCUGAUAACAUUGGCAGCGUUACUUUGCUCGACAGAGGCUUCGACCUUGAAUCGACAAUGUCGAGAGCUUCUUUCCUGCUCGAUUCAGAAGGACUGUGUCAAUGUUAGUUUCAGGAAUAUAUGAGAGUUUGAGAAAACGGUCUGAAAACAUGAAAAAAAAUAAAUUUUUCUUGCAUUUGAUAGCUUCAAAACUUUUUCAGCUCCCUCUUCUGAAGGAGCAAAUGACCAACAAGAGCGUCUCGGCGCAAAUGUACGACGAUAUCGAUAAGGUCUCUCUGCCUCAAUCCACGAAAAUGUCGAAAAAAGAAGAUUUCAGUCGACAGAUUAUGGCUGUAUAUUCACUUCGGGCUGUCAGGACGAGUGCAACGACUGUCCUCUUUGCCUCAAUUCCAAGCUUCAAAUCGUCGACAUUCUCAGUGGAGACAGUCCAACUGACGGUAAUCGGUUAUUUUUCUUCUAAUCUUCAUAGAUUUUUCAAGAUAAGUAAAAUAAACAGCUUCAUAUCAAAAACCUUGGACUUUUGGAGAUGACCGGAGCAAAAAGCUGAGAAAAAAAUUAAAAACUGUAGUAGUUAAUAUUUUUUGAGGUGUGGUGCUGAACUUGUAAAAACUUUGGAAAGGUCGAAAAAUGGGAUAGGAGGCAAAAAUGGCACAUAAAAGCUAAAAUGCAGCAUAAAUAAACCUGUUCUUCUUUAAUAAAAAUGUUGAAUUUUUGGACUUUUUUAAAGAAUUUUUCUCGAAGAUUCUUGUUAGCUUCUUAUCGGGUAAUGAGCUACUUGUCACUUUUUUCAAUAUUUUCAGUCACUUAAUUUAAAACUCGAUAUCUUCAAAUUGCAGGAGAGUGUCCAGAACUCAUCGGCUGUGCCACAAAAUGCGUCGCCGACUCAAAUAUGGACAUCCUGCAGAUCAACAAGUGUGUCCGGCAAACUUGCGCCUUCCAUUGUUUCGACGGAUCUUGUCCCAAGUGUUCAGCUUUCAUCACGAGGUUGGAUAAUACUACUGAUGGAUAAAAAAGAGAACAAAAUAUGUCCAAUUCGUGAUUUGAGCCUGCAACUGUUUCGUUUUCACAAAAUCUUCAUUUUUAAUUUUUACUGAUUUCUUUUUUCAUUUCGAAGUCGUAGAAGUCAGUUAUUUUAGUUACACACCGAAAGUAAUUGUUUUCGUAGUUGAGCCUUUUUUUUCAAGUUCAGUGAGUUGCUCUAUCCGCUUCCAUUUUCCAAGUUCCCUCAACUCUUCGGUUGGAAAUACCAACUAUUGACUCAUCUUUACCUUGGAAAGGACAAAUGAAAACUAAAAAUUGAGAGUUUGAAAUAAAACAGAUCUUCAAAAAAUCAUUUAACACGCGUUCUCUGAGGAAAUCGAUGACUUUUCAGUAAUAAAAAGCAAAACAAAAUAAAAUUUAUUUUUGAUUUGCCUCAAAAUGUGAUCACGGUUCACACACGUGCUUCUGAUUACUUAGCACCAGGUUCCAGGUGGCUCCGCCCCUUUUUAAAGAUACUGUAGACAGUAAGCUGGAAAAAAUUAAUUUUUUUCCUGUUGAGAAUUUUCAUUCAAAAAUGUUUGGAAAUGUAAGAAAACACUAUUUUGAGUAUUUUUUCAGUUGCAAUUUUUUUAUUAACUCGACAUCUUCGGGGAGAAAAAAAUCGAAAUUUCUUCAAAAACAGCGAUUUUUUUCAGUUUUCGAGCCAUAACUAGAGUAAGAACCCCCCUAUGGUACGACUUUUAUUUCUGAUUAUGAAACUAGGGGCCUUCUUCUUCAAGAAAAAGUAGUUCUACAACAAAUCCCUGGGGUGGGAUAGUUGACCUCCAUUCGACCGAAGGUGAUCAACUCGAAUCGGCUCAAAAUUCAAAAAAUCAUUUUUCUCCUAAUUUGAAGGCUUCUUCCUCUUUUUUGUUUCGAAAGAAAAGAAAACACUCGUGUUUAUGUUCUCCACCAUUUUAGUGCUCAAAGAAAAUUUUAUUCCGAAUUUCUCGAGACUUUUCGAAUUUUAGGACUUUCGUCGAUUUUCGAUUUUUUCCGUUUUCAGGUAGUUUUUUCUGUAGGAACUCCCGAAUGUGGUCAUUAUCUUUUGGUAUAUGGAAGAGUAGGUCUUUCUGGAUGAGAAAAAAUUAGUCCGGUAAAAAUCUCUGGGGUGCCCCCGUUGACCUCCGACCGCCUGAAGGUGACGACCCCAAAAAUGGAAUUUUCACAAAGGCUCGGAAAACAACUUUUUUUGUUUCCAUUCUAACAAAAAGCUUUUUCAGUGAGACCUACAUCACUUUUCGACAUGAAUCGGAGUCUUUUUCGGCAAGAAAUAAGUAGUUUUAUUCAAAUUUGAGGCUUGGCACGCUUAUCUUCGUUUUCACCGUUCUUACCUGCUCUAAAUUGCUGAAGUAACCUGGAAACCUGUUCAAAAAGAUUUUAGGGAAACCCAGCAAAUGUUUGAAUUUUUUUGAACACCUAAGCAAGGGAGAUCGGAGUGAAGAAAUGGCGAAAAAAGCUUUUUAAUCAACUUUUUCGAGAAACAAAAACACCUUAUGACAUUCAAUAAUGUAAAUUACUCUUUAAAAAACAACUAUUGAUGAAACUUAACAGAAAGAAAAAAGAGAGAUUUAAUAAACCUGACUUUAAUCCGGAAGAUGCAUUAAAACGCUUCUUAGGUCAAAAAAUGCUUUUUUUAUAAACCUUUUUUCGCUUGAGUUUUUCUGUAAAUGAAUGAAAAACAUGAAAAAGUGUCUGUAUAAACGUUGCAACACAAAAAAAGCCAGAAUUGUAUUACAAGAACUUCUAAAAAGCUUCAGAAACCUCAAUUUCAGGGAAAAAAAGUGUAUGGAUAGAGUCGAUUGAAAAAAAGUAAAAAAACUGUAAGUUACUGUAUUUUUUUGCGAAAAAAAUAAUAUUUGAGCAUCAUCGACAUUUUUUUGAAUGUCAUCAAAAACCUGGUGCUAAGUAAUCAGAAGCACGUGUGUGAGCGGUGAUCACAUUUUGAGGCAAAUCAAAAAAACUUUUUUUUUAUUUUGCUUCAGAUUCAUCGACUUUCUCAGAGAACGCGUCUUAAACUUCUAUGAAGGAGCUAUCAAGCAAGGUUCAUGCCAAAAAAAACUUUAUUUAGUCCCAAAGUUAUUUCCAUUUAGAACUCCAACUUGCUGUUUUUUUGAAGUUUAGUUACGUAUAAAAAUUAAAGUCAUCCUUUUUGUAAUUAUAAACUUUCUUUCAAUUUUCAGAGUAUUCAACCAAAUGUGUGUGGCUGGCGAAUUUCGGAAACGAGUUAACGGUUUCAAGGCAAGUUUCUAAUCAUUUCUUUUGUUGUAAAAACUUUAUUAUCCAGUUCCACAUAUUUUGCAACUACAACAAAAUGAGAGUUGAAAACCAAAAAAAGCCACUUUUUAUAUCGCGAAAGGGGCGUGGCUUUGCGUUGCCUAGUUGUACAGUUGAUAGAAACUUCAUUCAUCAGUGAUUGAAAUCAGAAAAAUGAAAAGAUAUUUUGGUUUCUUUAGGGCGCUUGCUUCGAAUUAUUUCGAGACAUUGUCGAAGCGAAAUUCGUGGAGAAAUUCAAAGCCGUCGGCCACAAACCCGCCAUUGGAUAA
Molecule: messenger RNA, 3580 nt
Organism: Caenorhabditis auriculariae
Lineage: Eukaryota; Metazoa; Nematoda; Chromadorea; Rhabditida; Rhabditidae
Source: the annotation of a GenBank genome assembly